AUGGAUUUUGUCCCUGUAGACCAGAUGGACGCCACGGCUCGUCCGUACUUUAUUCACCAUCGAAACCAAGUCGAGAUCAACAAGGCACUCAUGGAUCUCUUCCGUCUUAUCGACUAUUUCCUUCAAUCUGACGAAAGCGCACGGGAUCCACUCAUGUCGCUGCGCGUCGUAAGCGACUACAUGCAGCGCAAGGGGUUGAUUGCACCCAUGCCCGCCGAAGUAUACGACUUGAACGAAAACGAUACGAAUGUUCAACCCAAUCCGCUAUCAGAGUUGACGAGGCUGAUGAUGACUUCGAUUCCCCAAUCCCAUCCGACACCCCCCAGCCACGGAAUAACGCCCUCAGGCAACGCCAACAGUACACCUCCACGUCGAGAACUUGCCCACUCGUUCUCAGAAUCACCUGGAACCACCGCCGUCCCUUUGUGGCACGACUCACCCAUCAGGCAGGCAUUCCCUGACAAUAGCAAGCUGCAUCCAAACACGGAUGCGACCUGCAUCUCUGGCACCCGCGAGAAAAUCAAGGCGUGGCUUGCGCGACCCACCACUCAGGCUCUUCGGAGGUGGGCCUCUCGCAAGGCACCCUCCUCCAUGCCCUUUUCCCGUCCUCGUAUUCACGAAGGGGAUUUCGAUAUCAUUGGACGCGAGGUGUACGAUGCAGAGGAGAUUGCUGUCACCAGACCUUCUUCGUCCCUUCUUUACGGCAUUCGCAUCGAUACGGAACGAGUCGUCAAGGAGGAUCCACUUCCUAUACGUGAUGCACACAGCAAGUCACUCCCGCCAAUUCCAGGUGAUCAUCGUCGCUCUAAAUCUCUUUCUUACAGUAGCCCACGGAACACGGCAUCCUCAGCGCUUGGCCGCAGUGCCACGAGUGUUUCCCGUGGUGGGACACAACGUAUGUCGCCUACAUCACCCUUAAUUCCAGUCAUUACCAUCCAGCCACCAACGCCACCAACGUCAAUGUACCAGACGUACGACCCUUCGAGUCCAGCAUACAGUAUGACCACGCUAGAAGCUCCUUUGCAGAGCCCAACGACCAGUCUCCGCUCCAUCUCUUCUUCCACCUCGUCGCAGCAUCGCGUGCGCCGCAAGCCCGUCCAGGCAUACGCCGACAAGCCAUCGACCACGACACCCAUCUCACCGAUCAGGACGACAACGUCCCCCAUCACGCCCUCUCCACUACGCCACGAGCUUCAACUUUGCGCUGUCUCACCUCCACCGCCCAUCAAAGACAAAAUCUUGGACUCUCCACACGAGGAUCACAUGAAGCAACUCACCGAGCUCGCAGAGGGACUCGGGCUCGAGCUCUCAGCCAAUGGAGUCGCUACACCUCUAAAAGUUUCUAAUAACGACUCGAACGAUCUCUCACAACUCGUAGACGUCUCCCGCGCCGGACGCGCACAAUCCCUCUCGCGCCGUCCACAGAUGCACACCGGUAGCGGACAUCGUAGGGACGCCUCGCGGUGUUCCUUUGUAAGCAGCGUCGCACCUUCACUCUCCACCGUGUCGGAAAACUCUCACUCAAGUGAAGAUGAAGACGGCGUCUCCGAAUUCCUCGACUGUUCCGAACCACAAAAUGACAAUGUCCGACGGGUCACAUUACCCAGUGGCGAGACGCUCCUCUUACACGGCGAGGAUUCGGAGGAAUGGGAGAUGGGCGAGGCGAUGGAACGAGUGGAAAAGCACGCACGCCAGUUGUAUACUCAGGAGAUUGAUUUUACGUGUGUGGAUCAUGAGGCGUCGUCGGUUUCUGGUGGCAUCCUUGCGGACAUUGCUGCUCGCCGUAAGCCCUCGAUUCGGUCGCAUGGAUCCGGGUCACUUUCGAGUCGGAGGUCGCGCAAAUGA
Molecule: messenger RNA, 1845 nt
Organism: Serendipita indica DSM 11827
Lineage: Eukaryota; Fungi; Basidiomycota; Agaricomycetes; Sebacinales; Serendipitaceae
Source: the annotation of a GenBank genome assembly